GUUCUGUUGCCAAAUCAUCAGAUUGCACAAGGAAUCCUAAAACCAAUUGCAAACUUUGCACUGAGGGUAAAGAUUAUAUGGAUAAAGACAAUUAUAUGUCUACUUGCCUACGAUGUAAUUACUGUGAUGCAGAACAUGGGAUGGAAACUGAAAAAAACUGUACCAUCACCCAGAAUGUACAAUGUAGGUGUAGGAUUGGUUUCUUUUGCAAUUCUCCUAAGCCGUGCCGCCACUGUGAGAAAUGUGAUCAGUGUGAAAACGGGAUCAUUGAAAAAGACUGCACCCCAACACAAAACACGGUUUGUGGAAAAAAAGAUAGCGCAAAAGACGAUUUGCGAUGGCUUUGGUUAAUUCUGCUUCUUGCAGUGAUUGUGGGACUGAUUUUAUGGUGGUGCUGUUGUCCAGGGUACAGAAUUCAAAGGAAGCGAAAUCAAAAGGGCCCUAACGAUGAAUCAUAUGUGAGUCUCCUUUUUUGA
Pseudonaja textilis is the source of this 476-nucleotide messenger RNA. The record is from RefSeq and is a predicted model, not a curated record. NCBI's taxonomy places the organism in Eukaryota, Metazoa, Chordata, Lepidosauria, Squamata, Elapidae.